AAUUUGGCGGUACAAGGAACACGUUUUGGACCCUUUAAAAUGUUAACUAUAUUACUACCUUUUUUAAUACCAGCUGGUCUGGUAAUAGUAUUCAAAAUUAUGAAUAGAAAGCCAAAGCCUAGUAUUUUUGGGAUUUACAAACAGCAAGACACAUUUUAUUGGUUAAAAUUUAUAGUAAUGUACACAUUUUUGAAGACACGGCAGUUAAUUACCUAUCUAAAACGGCUUUAUGCGGUAGAAGUCGGUAAAAGCAGCGACGGUGUUACCCACAUACAUAAGGAUGACGAAGUGCUCGAAAGAAAAUAUUAUUUGGAGACAUCAACGUCCAUCGAUGCUGUAUACUUCAACGGUAUGUCGAAGGACAACGAUGCUCUCGUGUGCGGAGUCGCACGGAGAAAGGACAAUAUUUGUGAGGCUUUCCUGUACUUGAAGAUCAAUGGAGAAGACCUGUUACUCAUGCCAUCAAUGCCGGACACGCGUUUGGAGCAAUCUCUCACUGAAGCGGGCGAAUACCACGUGCAAGGCAUCAAGAUCACCAACUUCAUACCCAUGAGGACUUGGCAGCUGUGUUAUAAUGGCGAAAUGAAGCCCCGAGGCAAGCAAGACCAACGCGUGAAGGUAGAGAUGGCGCUGACGUGGAGCGCCUGGUGGCCCCCGUUCAACUACGACUCCAUGAUGGCGCCAGAGAGCAUGGCCUCGGACAUGGCCAGGGAACACUGGUCCAAGGAUUACUUUAAACUUCUUAAGAAAUUUCAUCAAACACAUUACGAACAGAUGGGCUUCUUGAGAGGAACAGUUAAAAUAGAUGGGAAGGAAUAUGAUCUCAACAUGCCUGCUGUCAGGGAUCACACUUUCGGUUCGUUCCGAGAUUGGCACACGUUCCACCGCUACGUGUUGCACUUCAUAUUCCUGGACAAUGGAGACUGCAUGGCGAUCGGUAGCGUAUCGCAGCCGGCUAUAUUGUCACAUCUCACCAUCGGUUACCUGUGUCGUCACGCCGACCAGACAGUGUUACCAGUUAAAUGGUGUGACUACCGUCUCUACCAUCACGGAGAGAACAAAAUAAUGCCUAAAGACUACGGAUUCGUGUUCAAAGCUGGCAAUCAAGAAUACGCCGUGAAAGUAAACGUGGAAGAUGAGGACGCAAACUACUUCGGCAACGGAAGGAUCGCUAAGAUCUACGAGCGCUGGUCCUCCGUUGAAGUCAACGGGGUGAAGGGACGCGCUUGCGUGGAAUGCCAGUUCAAUAAUGUGCAGAAGGAUUAGUAAAUUAUGAUUUCAUA
Manduca sexta (tobacco hornworm) is the source of this 1283-nucleotide messenger RNA. RefSeq lists its product as uncharacterized. The record is from RefSeq and is a predicted model, not a curated record. The transcript is spliced from 9 exons. Lineage: Eukaryota; Metazoa; Arthropoda; Insecta; Lepidoptera; Sphingidae. The coding region runs from base 40 to 1266 and encodes 408 amino acids.